Messenger RNA from Cydia pomonella (codling moth), 4114 nucleotides. RefSeq lists its product as uncharacterized. Gene Ontology annotation, molecular function: mRNA binding; RNA endonuclease activity. The transcript has 7 exons. The record is from RefSeq and is a predicted model, not a curated record. The coding region runs from base 351 to 1874 and encodes 507 amino acids. NCBI's taxonomy places the organism in Eukaryota, Metazoa, Arthropoda, Insecta, Lepidoptera, Tortricidae. Gene Ontology annotation, cellular component: nucleus; cytoplasmic ribonucleoprotein granule.
CUGUGGGGAAAGAGAAGAGUCGUGGAAUAUAUUGGGCCCGAUACAGUCCAAGACUGUUCCCUUUCCGCACAGACCCUACCUCAUUCUAAUUCUAACUUAUCACACCAUUGCACUUUGUUUGUUGUGCUACUAAACCUUCCCGGUCUGUGGAGCCCUCAUCGUAACGACAAUCCGACAAAUCAAAGCCAAAUUGUUACAUGUGUAGAUCCCUUAAAAGAAAAAGUCAAGUGCCAUCUUGGAUUUUAUAGGAAAACAUUUAUUUUAUUUAAACAUUCGCAUUGCAUUUUUCAGUUCUUCAUUUUAGUUUCUUCAAUCUUUCAAGAAAGUGGUAAAUAAUCAUACAGUAACGUAUGCGAAAAUGGGGAAGCCCGAACCUGCGCGCAAAUGUGUUAGUUAACGUUUUUCAUGGUGAAACAUUUCACAACUUUAGUUUUGGUAAUACCUCGACGACGUCGAAACCUUCAAAUUUAAGUUUACGCGCACGCGCUUCAACUAGAAUGAGUUCUAGCAAACAUGCCAAUGUGGCCAAAAGAAAAUGGUCCAAGAAAAACAAAAAAAUAAAACAGCUGUUUGAACAACUUCGUGAGAGCCACUCUGUUAUAGAUCUAGAUGAGACUAAUGACACUGGAAAUAGGAAGCGGAAAUCGUCAUCAGUUGACCUGAGUGAAACCAUCAAGACGAAGGUCAAAAAAAUGGAUAACAAUUCAAGUGUAAUUGUAAUACAUGACAAUGAUCAUUUGCCUAAUAGAACUCCACAGAAAAAGCGAAGUCCUCUGCAUUGCUCUACACCUCUUGGCGGGAAACAGAGCACAAAUUUUACAGAUUUAAAUGUAUCUGCAAUAAAAAAUGUGACAAACAACAAUGAUUUAUUAGAAAACUUUAGCCGUGAAGUAUCAAAUUUAACAUCAGAUAUAAAAAGUGGAAUCCCUGUCAAAAAACAAUAUAUAACAGUGGACCUCACAGGAGACGUGCAGGGCACAAGUAAAGAUAUAAUCAAUGUCACUGAUAGUGACUGCGUAUUACUAUCGUCAAAUACAUCCGUGAGCUCGAGUAGGGACUCACAAAUAACCAUAAAAGAGAGGCCCAAAAGCACAAUUUCUGAGGAGAGACAGAUUCAUAGGGUCGCGAAAGGUUUGAACGGCUUGAUAGCCAACCUGGACACUUCGUCCCAGGGCAAACUGCUAAAGAUCAUUACAGAGAACAUUUUCAGCGGCUGUAAUGUAGCUAUGGGUUUGAAAAAUAACCUUGAUAAUGAUAGGGUAAGUGAAAAAAAUGUACCCCGCAUUGCAGAGACGCCCGAAGAUGUCUACAUCAAAGAGAUGUUCAAGGGUGGCCGGCCCUCCAACAGCAGUGUUGGUAGUAACAUAUAUAACCCAGAAAAACAUGUAAAGAGGACCGGGCCUAGGACCAUAGUCAUAGAUGGCAGUAAUGUUGCAAUGGAGCACGGCAGAGGCAGAGAAUUUUCAGUGAAGGGCUUGAAGAUCUGCAUAGACUACUUUGUGAACCGCGGCCACGAGGUCAGGGCGUUCGUGCCAAGGUUUAGGUGUAAGUUUGGCAAGAGUACCGACCCUCGGCUGUUGGACGCGAUGGAGCGCAGCGGGCUGGUCGUGUACACGCCGUCGCGGGAGGUGCAGGGCAAGAUGAUCGCGUCCUACGACGAUAGGUACAUAGUGCAAUACGCGGCGGCGGUGGACGGCGUGAUCGUGUCGGGCGACAACUUCCGCGACGUGGCGCCGGAGCACCCGCGCUGGCGCGCCGCCGUCGAGCGCCGCGUGCUGCCCUUCACGUGGGUGCGGGACAUCAUCAUGUUCCCGCGCGACCCGCUCGGCCGGAACGGGCCUACCCUAGAGCAGUUCCUCCACCACGACAGCUAGCUGGCUAAUACUCGCCAGCUGCUCCGUUUUGAUGUCACAUCUUCGCGUUGGAUGCGGACCCGUGGACGCCGCUAAUACAUACGGAUAGUCAGCAUCGAUUGUCAAAUAUAUCGUAACGCACCUUUGUUAUCAUAGAAAUAAGAGAUUCCGAUAUAUUUGCCCCCUUUGACCCUCACUUGUCUCUGACUGUACACCGAGCUGCGAAAUUGCGUGGAAAAUUAAUAUAAAAACUCGUUGACAAUAUGUCCAUGAGAUUUUGCAGCUCGCUGUACAGCUCAUCACCCGGAGCGGCGUCCAGGUUGUCAUCAGUGAUCAGUGCGAUACCCGCCUUGUGUCGACGACGCGGGGCAAAUCAAAACGUAGCUACGUACGUAACCAAAAACCUCGUAAACUGUAAGUCAUAUAAACUUCGUUUUCAUAUGUUCAUAUACAGGUGUAUCAACAAUAGUGGGGAUUCCUUUAAGGACAUAUUCAGUAUCGUGUUUUGAUUAGGAAAGAGUAGAAAAAAAAAAUAUUGUCACGAUAAAAUAUUUCUUUGUAUGUGGCAAAUCGUCCAAGUCAUCUCUAAUUAAUUGCGUCAAAAAAAAACUACUUUUUCCUAAGAAUCAGAACACGAUGCCACGAUUUCUGUUACACAUUGUAUUAUCCUAAAUAUUAAAAUGAGAGUUCGAUGGUCCCAAUCUAUCUAAUCUGUCAUUUUAGUAUCAAUGAUAAAAAUCAGACAAUACAUCAAAAGAUCUAGUGAAGAAAUUAUCGUGUCUUGCUCAAUAUUAAGAAUAGCUGAUUUCAUUUGUAUUUGACUCUAAUAUAAUGUUGAGGAGUCCCGAAUCUUAAAACUAUAUAUUUUUAUAAUUGAACCCUGGGAUAAAAAGGUGUUAUUUUAGUCGUAUCGUAUAGAUCUAUGGAUUCAUGUUUUUUUAAAUAAGUUCUUAAUUAUGCAAUGUUGAAUGAUUCUUUAUAUCCAUUUUAAAUUUCAGAGUUUCUUUCACUCCUCGAGGCCCAAAAGGUCUUAGUCCCACGAACAAAAUAUUAUCACACGCGAUUUCAUACAAAUACAGAUGUAUGAAAAGUCAAAAGGCCCUGGGACUCGAAGGUUUUUUACUGUUUUAGCACUGAUCAAUGUUGAAAUAUUGUAAACCUUAUGGUAUUGUCAUAAGGUUUAGAAUUCACUGCCACUAGCCAGUGCUAAGAGAAAAAAAAGGCAAGUAGUGUUUCUUGUCUAUCAAAUAUCAGGCAAAAGAUUGAUUCUUCUUAAACCGAACAUUAUUAUUAAAUGUAGCCUAUACUAAAAUUGUGUAAGGUUAUCGUAUGAUUUUAUAUUCGUAUCCAAUAAUGUAACAAAUGAUGUGUGGAGAUAUAAACGAGUUUCUUUUAUGUACAGAUAAAUUAUUCCCGUGUAUAUCUCCAGUCAUCUAAAAUCUUAGAUAUAUAGAUCAUCUUUUAUACUGAUAGUAGUAGGUCGAUGGCAAAGCUGAGUGUACUUGUCGCCCGGAAUAUUCUCAGGAGGCUGCCGAUAAGGAAACAACCAUAGACCUAUAAAAAGUACAAGUAAGUAUUUUUGUAUGAGAAAACUCUUGUAAUAUUAGCAGAUUUUCGCAACAACGUGAUAAAACUCGUAAAUUGCAGCUAUAUGGUGUAAAAUUAGCAUGUAAUUUAUCAAAUCCGCCUAACUGCCGCUGCUGUAUAGAUAACUAUAAAAAUUAAAAAAAUAAGCAUACUGCCGCGCUUAUCUAAAACUCAUCAAUUGUAUACUUUAUCUUAUAAGGUAUCCACUUGAUCUAACAUUCAAAUGAAGGUUUUGUCAAGCCCAGCAGUUUACUUAUAGAUAUAUGUAACGUUUUAGGCCAUAAGGAAGGUAAACAAUAGUCAGUAGGCGUUGUUUUCUAAUGUGGUUUAUUUUAUCGGCAGCUUUCGAGAUUUCCGGGCCCUAUCUGAUAAUAUUGUGUAACUGAAAUAAUUAUCUAUUUGUGAUUAAGUAUAUUAUUUUUCGUUUUUUUUCUUCAGUUUAUAAAAUUAAAAAUAUUUAUUACUACAGGAAAAUAAAUUUGCGUGUUUGCAAAUUUGAGACAACUAUUGAGUUGCAGAUUAUUUUCUUAAGACAGGGAUUCACUAGGGUAUCUACACAUGUCUCAGAUAUUUAACCCCUAGUUAUUCCCUAACUUACAACCAAAUUGUUCAUUGAGUUGUCAAAGUUGUCGUCAAAGCCAAUUUCGUUUAUUAAACAUUUUAAAAACUAAAAA